Ziziphus jujuba (common jujube) is the source of this 1449-nucleotide messenger RNA. RefSeq names its product pyridoxal 5'-phosphate synthase-like subunit PDX1.2. The transcript has a single exon. Gene Ontology annotation, biological process: amino acid metabolic process; pyridoxine biosynthetic process; pyridoxal 5'-phosphate biosynthetic process. The record is from RefSeq and is a predicted model, not a curated record. The coding region runs from base 266 to 1123 and encodes 285 amino acids. Gene Ontology annotation, molecular function: amine-lyase activity. NCBI's taxonomy places the organism in Eukaryota, Viridiplantae, Streptophyta, Magnoliopsida, Rosales, Rhamnaceae.
AAUUUAAUUCGUGGAUAAUUAAUUCAUCAAGGUGAUCAAUAAAAUUUUAAGAUAGACUAAACAAAAUCUUGAAAAACCGCCAAAUAUUACAUAACUAACCCAUACUACAUUCCUCUAUCUCUAUUCAACAACCAAAUUUACUUCUGUUUUAACAGAUUCUAAUCUACUUUGUUUUCAGUUAAUCAAUAUAUAUAUAUAUAUAUAUAAACAUUGGAUUUCACUUCUAAUCUCUCUGCUCCUUAAUCUCUGUUUAAAGCCGAUCAGGAUGGCUGAAAUUAGCAGCGUCGCGGAAAUCUCAGAUGCCAAGAAGAUGGAAAUGAAACUCGAACAAGCUCAAAAGCUGAUCGGCGGGACUAUCAUCGAAGUCAGCACACCUGAACAAGCCAAUCUCGCCGAAGCCGCCGGUGCUUGCGCCGUCAUGGUAUCGGAGCCGCCGGCUCAAGAUAGACCCGGCAUUUUACGCAUGCCAAAUCCUUUCCUCAUCAAAGAUAUCAAGAAGGCCGUAACGAUUCCAGUCAUGGCAAGGUGCAGAAUCGGACACGUGGCGGAAGCCCAGAUACUCGAAGCCAUCGGAGUCGAUUUCAUCGACGAGAGCGAAUCUCUGACAGUGGUGGACAAAGAAAACCCCAUCGACAAGCAAAAUUUUCAAACCCCUUUUAUCUGCGGGAGUCGAAGUCUUGGAGAGGCAUUGAUGAAUAUAAGGAAAGGCGCUUCAAUGAUCAGGAUUCAGGGUGAUUUACUGAGCUCCGGUGACAUUUCCGAUACGGUGAAGAAUGUGAGAUCGUUAACGAAGGCCAUCGGGAAUCUGAAAAGAACUUUGGAUGACAACGAAGUGAUCGGUUUUUCGAAGAAAUUGGUGGGUUCUUUCGAAAUCUUCGAAGAGGCUCUGCUAACGAAGAAAAUGGGUAGGCUUCACGUCGUGCAAUUCGCCGCCGGUGGGAUUGUGACCCCGGCCGAUGCAUCGCUGCUGAUGCAAAUGGGCUGCGACGGAGUCUUUGUGGGCUCGGAGAUUUUUCAGUCUUCGGAUAGGAGGAAGUGGGAAAAACGUCUCUGCGGCAUCGUUCAGGCUGUUAAGCAAUACAAAGAUCCAUUUGUGCUGGUCGAAUCGAGCUCUAGAUUUUAACGUUUAAUGUUUUCGAUUCGGUAUUUUUCUUAUUUCUUUGAACGCAAAAGCUUAAAAGGCUAGAACAACAUUUGUUAAAGCCCAAUAUUAAAAGGGUUCGAUCCACGUACAGUUUUUGGGUUGGGUCCAGUCAAUGUUUGUCGUUUUGUUAGUGUUUGUUGACUUACUGACGACCAAGACAUACUUUGAAUAAAGGCAUUCACCUUUCUAAGUAGAACCUUAAAAAUGAAAAGAAACUUUGAACCAGUGUUUUCUUUUUAUGUUGUUGUUAAAAAGAAAAACAAAAACAAAACAAAAAAGGAAAGAUUAUGAUAGAAGAUACGGUU